AUGAGGGAAAAAGCCAAUAGCAGGAUAAUAAAAAAUGAAAUUAUGCAAUGUCGUAGUUUUAUCGAUUUAAAUAUUUUAAAUUGUGCAAGUGGAUCAAAAAUUGAAACGGAUGGUGGUGAUAUGAAUGAGUUAAAAGAUUUACGAUCAUUUACCGGUGUAAGUAGUGCAUAUCGUACAAUGGCUGUUUCACCGGAUGCUAAAAAACUUUUGUUUAA
Molecule: messenger RNA, 215 nt
Organism: Loa loa (African eye worm)
Lineage: Eukaryota; Metazoa; Nematoda; Chromadorea; Rhabditida; Onchocercidae
Exons: 1
Source: RefSeq, a predicted model, not a curated record